AUGGCGUCUGACCUGCACACAGGCGCCAAGCCCGGCGGCCCUGACGACCGCCUACAGUGGUUCGACCUGACCGUCAAGUGGGCACCUCCGCGGCGGCCCGCGCAAGCCGGCCUCGUCUUUGGCGUCCCGCUCAACGAGCUGCUCGGCCGCGAGCGGGCGACCCUGCCGCGGAUCAUCACCUCGAUCAUCGAGUGGCUGGAAGACACGCGUGGCAUCGAGACCCGUGACAUUUUCCGGGCUGAGCCUGGCUCGCAGGACGACGUCGACAGACUGAUGACCCAGUUUGACCUCGGCCGCCCGUUCGACUUUUCGACACACUGCUGGGACCCGCUGGUGGCGGCGCGGGUGCUCAAGAACUACAUCCUGGCGCUGCCGGACCCGCUGGUCCCGACUGCUCUCUCACAAGCGUUGUGGGACUGUGUCGCCGAAGCCGACCGCGGCUACUCCGACGGACUGCCUGCGCUGCUCGGCAAGUGCCUCAAGACGCUCCCGUCGAGCUACAAGACCCUACUCUGCACCCUUCUCCUCUUCCUCCACCGGGUCUCUGAAGUGGCCGACGUCAACAUCAUGCACGCCACCGACCUCGGCCAGGUUUUCGGCCCGCUGCUCAUGAUGGGCCGCGACUCGCAGACCGCGCGUGUCGCCGAGGUGCUCAUUGCCGACGCGCCUGCAGUGGUCGACGUUGUUACCGAGUCGGAGCUCCCGGCGCUGCUCGACGGCCAUCCGCGGCUCAACGACAUGCAGAUGCUGUUCCAGGAAAAGUGGUCGCGCCGGAUCCGCCGCGCGCUGCGCCGCGACGCACGCUCGCGCCGCGAGCGCAACCUCGUCCCGCGGCUCCGCACCAAGGUCGACUCGCUCACCCGCGAGCGCAACGAGCUGCGGUCGUCGCUCGACACCCUUGCACACGCCCGCCUGCACGACGUCGAGGAUCUGGAGAUGCAGGUCCACGCAGCAUCGACCAAGCUCGCGGCUGCCAACGCCCGCAUUGCACGACUCGAGAACGAGCUCGCUACCCGCGCCGCCGCGCCUGCGCCCGAGGAACCGCCGCUGUCACCAUCAGGUGGCGAGCACAGCGGUGCCGCCGGUGGCUCGGACGGUCAUUCUGUGUUUUCCGGCUCGCCGAGCACUGGUGGCGGCGGCGGUCCGUCGUCCGGGCAGGCCGUUGCAGCCCGGGCAGCCCUCCUCUCACAGCUCGAGGCGGCUCGGCUCGGACUGGCAUCGGCGCAGGCCGAGAACGAGCAGAUCCGGCGAGAGCACGCGCUGUUGACGCGGGCCAAGCUUGACCUCUCACACGCCAACGAAAAACUCAAGGCCGAGCUGCAAGAGGUCAAGAUUGCAAAGUCGACGCUCGCCCUCCAGCGCCGCCAGCUUGAGUUCCAGGUCACCAAGCUCAACCACAUCGUCAAAGAGUCUGGCGGGCAGGCCAUCUCGCUCGACAUGCUCCUCGCCGCAGCGGCCAACGGCCACGGAUCAUCGGCACCGGACUCGCCGGCCGGCGCCGCCUCGCCGCGCGGUGCGCUGGUCGGUGCCCACGACACUGCAGGCCGCCUCCGCGUCGCAUCGACCAAGGACGAAGAGCUCCGGGUCCUCCGCAUCACCCUCUCCCAGGAGCAGACUGCGCACGCCAAGGCCCGCCAGCGAAUCACCCUCCUCCAUGACGAGAUCAAGGCCAUGUCGGCCCAGAUCCUCUCGCUCCGCCGCAAGCUCGCCCGCGCCAAGCGGAGCUCACCAGCGCCGGUGCAGGCUGACCCUGCACCGUCGUCGCCACGCAACGGGCACUCUCCACUGCCCACCUCCAAGACCCAGGACGAGCUCAACAUCCGCCACUUGCAGGUCCUUCUCGACGAGGCCCGCGCCGACAACAACCGCCUUGCCAAGGUCUGCCUCGUCAACAACGACCGCAUCCGCGACCUCGUCGCCCUCAACAAGAAGCUCAAGAAAAAGUGCGCCGCCCUCAUCGCCGCCCUCCGCGAAGCCGAGGACGCCGCCGCCGCCACCGCCGCUGCAGACUCGGGCUCGGGCGACUCGCAUCCCAUCAUGUCCCGUUCCAACUCGCACCACAUGUCCCGCUCCAACUCGCGCCACCUGUCCCGUUCCAACUCGCGCGUCGUCUCGGAGGACGGCAACGGUAGUGCCGGUAGCGGAUUUCUCUCGCCCUCGGCAUCGGCCGCCGGCUCUGGUCCGUCCCACACGGUAGAUGAAUGA
Molecule: messenger RNA, 2205 nt
Organism: Thecamonas trahens ATCC 50062
Lineage: Eukaryota; Apusomonadida; Apusomonadidae
Exons: 2
Coding region: 1-2205 (734 amino acids)
Biological process (GO): small GTPase-mediated signal transduction
Cellular component (GO): cytoplasm
Molecular function (GO): GTPase activator activity
Source: RefSeq, a predicted model, not a curated record